AUGGAGUCCUACAUCCUUCCUCACUUCCCCGCCGAAGUCCGCGCGGUCCAUAUCGCGCUCUUCCACGACCUGACCAAUGCGCCCGAAAUUCGCAAACGGCUGAUCGCUGCUGCGACCGCCGAAGGCCAAGAAGGAGACGAGGCGAGAGCAGAAGUGGACUUUGGCUUUGUCGAAGCUAGCACUAUCGUAUCUCGAGAACACCUCCUCACCGCCAUCCAAACCACCCUUCUCAAUGCCCUCACUCCGACCGGUCUCCAGACCCGCUCACAUAAUAUCCACUCGGAGCUCCUUCUAGCCCUCUCGCCAAACAACAACAUCACCGACUCGAUACGCCGGCACGGUCUUUCAGAUAAGACGACGGAAUUGCUUGUUGUGCGGAUAGAGCCAGAAUCUGGAAUGGGGAAAGGGAGGGCAGAGGAGGUAUGGAGGGAGAUUGAGGAGGUGGUCAAGGGGAGACUGGUCAGUGUGGAUGAGCUUGAAGGUGGAAAGACAGAUUGGAGCAGGGUGGAUAAGAUCUACAAGCUGAGCGAAAUGAACGCACUCAAGCUGCCCCCGGCAGAGCUGCUGGCGCUCAAGAAGGCGGCUGUCGUCACCGCGGUCGCAAUCAAGUCGGUCACAUAG
Messenger RNA from Dioszegia hungarica, 621 nucleotides. RefSeq names its product Cell growth regulatory protein CGR11. Gene Ontology annotation, cellular component: cytosol; EKC/KEOPS complex; nucleus. Bases 1 to 621 code for a protein of 206 amino acids. Gene Ontology annotation, biological process: telomere maintenance via recombination; tRNA threonylcarbamoyladenosine modification. The record is from RefSeq and is a predicted model, not a curated record. NCBI's taxonomy places the organism in Eukaryota, Fungi, Basidiomycota, Tremellomycetes, Tremellales, Bulleribasidiaceae. The transcript is spliced from 3 exons.